UAUUUUUCGUGCUGGGGUGUCGUUAAACAUUCAUUCAUUCAUUCAUUCAUUCUUUAGUUGCUGUCAUCUUCUGACGCUUAUGAGAACGAACUAUUAUAGUACGUCACUUCUAUAGUUAUAAUAUCGGGUACUUUAUCAUGGUGAGUGAUGCCUUGUGACGGUAGCUGUCAGUGUAAUCUGUUACUCCGCUAUGGCGGGUCUAAUAGUCUACACGUUCAGUUCCCCGUCAUUCUAGAUUUUGACAACGACAGAGCGUGGAGGUCAACAUGCGGCUGGUGUCUUCUGUAAUUCUGCUAUGGACGUUGUGUAUGACACUGAAUGUCCACGCCCAGUCGUAUCCAUGUGACGUGUCUGAUCAAUGUCAAGGUGAAAUGAUCUGCCGGAUGGUGUACAAGCCGUGUCUCUCAACAUAUUGUCCUCCGCAACUGCGCUGUGUCCCUCCCCCGCCGUCUGGUUCUUCCUCUUGUUCAUUAGGUCUGCCAAUUUUAGCCAAUGACAAUAAAACAGAGCUUGUCUGUGGACCUCGUGGUAGCAAAUGCCCGGAUGAAACUUAUUGCAAAUCGGAUCCCGUCGAUGGCUUCGCAGCUUGCUGCUGGACAGUACACAAACCAGGCUCGUGUCCGAUUCCCCUUUCCCGAGGUUCAUGCACAGUGACGUGUAGCAAUGACAACAAUUGCAAUGGGGACCAGAAGUGCUGCAGCACCGGCUGUGGUUUCAAAUGCAUGAAUCCAGGACCGGAAAGCAAACGAGGAUUCUGUCCGGUGUCCGAUCGCCCAUCCACGUGCGGAACGCCUUGCAAGAACGAUUACAUGUGCACCGGGAGCCAGAAAUGUUGCGUAACAAAGUGUGGAACGCAGUGUGAAAAACCCAUCACGUUUGCAGAGAGAGCCAAGCAGUGGCAGCAGAAAACCAUGUUGCGAUCACUAACCACUUCCUCGACGGUCAGUAGGCGCACUGGUGCAGUACCUCAAAGGAAAAUACCUAUAUUUUUGCAACCUCCCGCCAGAGGCAUUGGUCCAGUAGGUCAGAAACAAACGCACAUAUUUGGUCCACUUCCCACCAGACACAUUAGUCCAGUAGGUCAGAAACAAACGCAAGGGUUUGCUCCACCUCCCACCAGAUUCACUAAUCCAGUAGGUCAGAAACAAAAGCAAGGGUUUGCUCCACCUCCCACCAGACUCACUAACCCAGUAGGUCAAAAGCCAGCGCGCUGGUUUCCUCAACAGAGUACCAGACACACUAGUCCUGUAGGUCAGAAUCAAGCGCGGGGGUUUCCCCAACGCACUGAUCCAAUGGUCCAACGAAGCCCCCAAACAUCUAACCAAUUCUCAAAGUCACAACAGCGAAUUUUUACCCUUAUCCCUAACCCAACUUCGAUUAAAGGCAAAAAACCUCCGGUAAACAAACAGCCGGAUACCCCAUGGCUUUCUCUCACCCGGGCUUAUAUGGAAUUCAUAAUGUCCCAACCAAAUCGAUUCGCAAAUUUGUCUUCGCAGUUAAAACAGCGACUGGCAGCGUAUCAGAAUGUUCAGCAAAACCCAGCUAAGUCAAGGCCAGCAGUAAAACAAUCGACAACAGUUCUUCCUAUCUCGGCAAAUCCACAACCUCAGCAGCAGAGCAUAGGAAAUACAAACAAUCCUUCUCUCUACUAUCCGCAACCGCCUAAUAGCUUUCCAGCAAACCCACCUAAUAGCUUUCCAGCAAAACCGCCUAAUAGCUUUCCAGCAAAACCGCCUAGCAAUAAUUUUGAAAGAGUUCCAGAACAAUUCGUAUCUCCAACUGUAAGUAAUCAGCAAUCAGCCAACAUGUUUCAGCCCUCGGUAGGAUCUACUUCGGCGACUGCAUCAAAACCAGCUCCACCUCAUAGGUUUCCUAACCAAAGGAUGCCAGAUCCUCGCAGUUCGAUGGGAAGGCCGCCUGUGCAAAGCCUUGGGUCAGCAGCAUCUCGAGGGAAUACUGCAGCAGUAGCAGCAGCAGCAGCAGCAGCAGCAGCAGCAACAACAACAACAACAGCUCAAUCUAAAUUCACACAGAUGGAUCCAAGAGGAGUGACGCCGGGGGAAUGUCCACGCCUGUCGGCUUUGGGAGAAUGCCAAGAUUCUUGCGAAGUAGACUUAAGCUGCCCGGCAAAACAGAAGUGUUGCAAUGUCGGCCCUUGCAAAGUUUGCUUGGUACCAACUAUUGCUAGGCGUGGGUGUCCCUGGCAGAUAAAGAUGUUCGAAAUGUGUCACCUUUUGGUAUAGGUUUCAGACAGUUUUUAUUUUUUAAAUAUUAUAACAUAUGUAUAGGAGACUAAAUCAGCUUUCAUUUCGUAUCACGUUUAUGUCCCAUGAGUGGCGUAGUUUUUCGUUUGUUAUGCGCAUUAGGGACAGACUAACAGACAGAUAUUUUAUUAAAGUCGCACCUUAUGUACACAAUAAUAAAUUUAAAAUACAGUAUAAAAGUGCAUAAACCAUUCCUUGCAAGAAAUAUGAGAGACUAUCGAUGAAUAAUUUUUUUUUAAAUGAACGUACAUAUAUAUACAUAACACACGUAAAGGGAGUAAAAAGUUAAACUUAGUACACGAAAAACAUAAACUUGAUUCAAAAUGGUAAUAUUUUUAAUAACUUAUUUAUCACCCAACAAUGGUAUUUCAAACAAUGUGGUUCGGGUGAAUUGUAAGGGAUGAAAAUCAACAGGACAAGUGCUCGAUGGUAGUGUGUGACGUCAUGAAGAGAUGGAGUUGGGUAUAUAAUUGUCCAGUAGGACGUAUCAUAUUGAUACGAACCAAGCUGUUAUGAACCAUAUAUGAUUAAUAAAAUAAAAUAUAAUU
This is a messenger RNA of Gigantopelta aegis, 2812 nucleotides long. Its product is annotated as mucin-2-like. The transcript has 5 exons. Gene Ontology annotation, molecular function: peptidase inhibitor activity. The coding region runs from base 267 to 2243 and encodes 658 amino acids. Gene Ontology annotation, cellular component: extracellular region. The record is from RefSeq and is a predicted model, not a curated record. Gene Ontology annotation, biological process: antibacterial humoral response; innate immune response. NCBI's taxonomy places the organism in Eukaryota, Metazoa, Mollusca, Gastropoda, Neomphalida, Peltospiridae.